Molecule: messenger RNA, 4014 nt
Organism: Musca vetustissima
Lineage: Eukaryota; Metazoa; Arthropoda; Insecta; Diptera; Muscidae
Gene: Srrm1
Product: serine/arginine repetitive matrix protein 1
Exons: 4
Coding region: 14-3994 (1326 amino acids)
Biological process (GO): mRNA processing; regulation of mRNA splicing, via spliceosome
Cellular component (GO): spliceosomal complex
Molecular function (GO): RNA binding
Source: RefSeq, a predicted model, not a curated record
UAAGGGUGACAAGAUGAUGUUCACAGGCACAACGCAACAGCAAGACACUCGCUUUAGCGACAAAGAGAAAAAACUCAUGAAACAAAUGAAAUUUGGUGAUUGUCUAAAUAAACGUGUCGAUAUGUCCAAAGUUAAGCUGGACGUAUUGAGGCCAUGGAUAAGUAAGAAGAUCACAGAAAUCCUCCACAUCGAAGAUGAUGUUGUAGCCGAAUUCGUCUACAACCAACUGGAGGAGGAGAAAUUCCCAUGCCCAAAGAAAAUGCAAAUUAAUAUGACUGGCUUUCUGAAUGGACCAAAUGCACGACAGUUCAUGGGUGAAUUAUGGGCUCUACUAUUGUCUGCACAAGAGAGUGAAACCGGUAUACCGGCUGAAUUUAUACAGCAGAAGAAGGACGAAAUUCUCAAAAGAGAUGAAGAGAAUCGACAUCGUGAACGUAAUGAUCGUUCACGGUCGAGGUCACGUGGACGAUCUCGUUCGAGAUCCCGUUCACGUUCUCGAUCUCGUGAUCGUAAUAGACGUGGUCGUGGUGGAUCUCGAGGCUCCGUUGGCGGCGGCGGCAGUAAGGAACGCGCUCUAACACAAAAGGAACGAGAACAACAAUUGCCACCGAGUACCUUGAGUGCCAUUGAACAGGUGCGAUCACAUCUCUCGGCUAAAAACAACUCUUCCAAUUCAGAUGAACGCAAAAAUAAGGAAAACAAUGACAAGUCCACAAAUAAUACCGAAUCUUCAAGAGAAACGGCAAAAAAGGAUCGCUCACGUUCCAAAUCUAGGGAGAAGAAGGCGGGCAGUAGGGACAGAUCACCGCGCCGAGGUAGAUCACCACGUAAACAAUCUCGUGAGCGUUCCAAGCAACGAGAACGUUCGCCACGUGACCGUUCUUCUCCGUCACGUAACAAACGCAAUGACUCGAGACGUGGAUCCAGGUCACCGAGGAGGCGCUCGCCGGAGCGCCAACGGAAACGUUCACGUUCUAAAGACCGCAGUGCAAGACGACAAAAGUCACGUUCCGCAUCACCGCCGAAACGGAGAGAACGCACUAGAUCUAGAGAUCGUAAAUCUCGUUCUAGAUCGUUGGAUAAGAAAGCUCCAAAAUUGAGUCCGACGCCACGUAAAUCUAUAUCCCCCAGACGCAGACGAUCCAUAACACGGGAUUCCAAUUUAGCUCAAAAUGGUCACGACAAAAAGGGUUCUGUUUCCAAAAAUCCCCGCAAUCCUUUCGCCACAAAACCUCUGCCACCAAAACGUUCGUUAUCCCGUAGUCGCAGUCGCAGUAGAGUAUCACACGAUCGUAAACCUCGUUCACCGCAACGUAUGUCUCGUUCAAGAUCCCGUUCUCGGUCCCGCAGUCGAUCGAGAACACAUUCAAGAUCUCGCAGCCGAUCGCGUACACGUUCCAGAUCCCGCAUGCGUUCCUCUCGUUCACGAUCGCGUUCACGUACCCGAUCUAGAUCACGAUCCCCAUCCCGCAUUUCCCGUUCUCGAUCACGUUCACGCUCUCGUUCGUCCCAUAUAUCCAAUCAUAAGCGCAAUAGUAACCGACGUUCUCGUUCCGCUAGUCGAUCUCGUUCUCAUGGAACGCCACAGGAGAACUUUGAAUUGAAGCGCAAUAAAAACAGUAUACAAAACAAACGCCAAUACCGUAAUAAUCGAGACUCUUCGGCCAGUUCUUUUGAUAUGGGUGGAAGAGGUGGAGGAGGAGGUGGUCCUGGAGGAGGGGGUGGGGGUAAACGUGGCGAAUCACGUAGCCGUGGAGGACGUGGUGGUUAUAUGCAAAAUCGUCGCCGUUCACCGCCACGUUUCGAUGAUCGACGACAACAGCGUUCCCGUUCCCGUCGCAGAUCCCGUUCACCACGUCCAAGAUCGUUUUCACGCAAUCGCUCUCGGUCGCCAAGAAGGUUUAAUAAUCGCAGGCGAUCACCCCUCAAUUUCCGUGGCAAUAAUAGAGGCAAUCGUGGUCGUAUGAAUCAAUGGGGACGCCGUAGUCCCAGCCGAGAUCGUGGUGGUCCCAUUGGCGGAGGAGGUGGCGGUAGAGGUGGUGGUAUGAUGGGAGGCGGUGGUGGUCGUUUUGAUCGUCGCUCACCCCAGAGACGUUUUUCGAGAGAACGUCGCUCUUCUCCACGACAAUAUCGCAAUUUUUCACCGCAAAAACGUUUUUCACCACAGCGGCCAUCAAGAGAUCGUCGCAACAAUUCUCUCGAUCGUCGUCCCCUAUCACCAGUACGUGUAUCACCACAACCUAAUAAACGACGUUCGAAAUCGACCAGCACAAACUGGGAAGAGGAUGGACAAUCAGAUGAAGUCAAAAUACCCGUAACGGUAUUUGGACGUACUGUUGACUCGAGACUAUCGCCGCGUAAACCCAUUGUGAGCAAAAGGGAAAAGCGUGAAGAGAAGCGCGAGGAGAAACGUCGUCGGGAAUCGAAUAAAUCUCGAGGCGAUAGUACAGGUAAAUCUCUAAGAUUUUACGCGGCAUUUCAGGGAAUUUUAAAACCAAAUCCCUAUGAUAUUAAUAUUCCCUUCUUUCCAUUCUCUUUUCCAGGACGCUCUUCGGUUGAAUAUUGUGCUCCACCCGUUAAACUUAUCGAUUUGUCUCACGAAGAACAAAAUGAUAAACAAAACAAAUCUAGACAAGAACCGACACCAAUUAAGACUAAACCCGAACCUUCGCCGGCUCCGAUAGAAACUACUAAACCUAAAAAAUCUGCACCACUACCCCCUGCACGUCGUGAUCGUUAUAGCGUUAGCUUAUCCAGAACACCAUCGCCGUUCCUCAAACCACAUGAACGCAAACAGGCGGCAGCAUCAGCGGAUUAUUCAGCUGUGAACCAAAAGAAAUCAACUGCUGCCGCAGAUAAAAAAUCAUCUAGGAAAUCUCGACAAGAUAGCGAAUCAAGUUCCUCUGAUAGUUCAGAUGAUAGUGAAGAUAGUGAUGAUGACGAUGAUAGCUCCGAUGAGGAGGCGGAACAACAAAAGAAUAAAUUGCGUAAAGAAAAGGAGAAAGCUGCAGCGGCUGCAGCCCUUAAGCAGCAACAACAAAAGGAAGCCAGUAGUAGAAAAGCAGCUCCAGUGGUAGCCACCACCACUACCAAAUCGAGUAAGGACAAAACGGAAAAACAACAGGAAACCGCUACAAAGGCUUCUUCUUCCUCUGCCCGUAAGCCACAAAGUUCAUCAAGUGGCAGUGAUUCGGAGGACAGCGAAGAUGAGAGACAAAGACGCAAGAAGGCCAAACUACUGGCUGCGAAGAAUUUUGCAAAUAACAAAGAACCCGCCAAACCGGCAGCAACAACAAAUCUUAGUAGCAAUAACAAUGAUGAUGAACGAAGAAGGGACAAAUCAGGUGAUAAACGUAAAGAAUUACCACCGGGUACUGGGGAAACAUCUGCCUCUUCGUCCUCUCACAAACGAUCAAAGGCAAGUGCGGAAAAUGUGCAAAUUUCUUCCUCUAAGAAAGCUGUGCAAAAAUCGGAACCCAAACGACAAAAAUCCGAUUCCGAAGUUGAGGAAAAUGACAGAACAGCCGAGGUGGAAGGAAAGGGCAAAUUGGGUUCACGCAAACGAACGCAUUCACUGACAAGUCAUAAGAAAUCCAAGAAUGAUUCCUCCGAUUCCGAGGAUCAGCAUACGGUAGCCAAAAAGAAACGCAAGAAGUCCAAAAAGACAUCCAAGCGCAAUUCGGACGAUAGUUCAUCCGAUUCCGAGGAGGAAUCGAGCAAAAAGAAAAAGCAUAAGAAACACAAGAAGCACAGCAGCAAGAAGAGCAAAAAACACAAGAAACAUAAGAAGCGUAGCAAGAAGGCGGCUGAUACAUCCUCUAGCAGUGAUGACGACGAUGCCUCUGAGGUGACAUACAAAAAAGACGACAAAGCCUCCUCAUCCAAAGCGGCCACCGCCACGACAGCUUCCCUAUUGCUGGGUGGUGGUGUCAACGAAGAUCUAGAAAAACAAUUAAGAGAACGUGCUCUGAAAUCUAUGAAAAAGUUAGAUUAGCUUAACUUUAUGUGUUAAGA